Pollicipes pollicipes is the source of this 3116-nucleotide messenger RNA. Its product is annotated as trynity. The transcript is spliced from 17 exons. Gene Ontology annotation, biological process: anatomical structure morphogenesis. The record is from RefSeq and is a predicted model, not a curated record. Lineage: Eukaryota; Metazoa; Arthropoda; Thecostraca; Pollicipedomorpha; Pollicipedidae. Bases 141 to 2312 code for a protein of 723 amino acids.
GUCGUCGGGCGCAGUCGGUCAGUUGCGAGCGGUCGUCGGCUCGGUGAGCAGGUCGGCAGCCGAGCUCCCGCCUCGACGCCAGCAGCGCCGCCGCCACCGCCCGCCCGCGCACACUCUGCGGCAGCCACAGGUGAUCGAAGAUGGCGCGCCCGGGGUCCGAGGGCUGGAGAUUCGUGGACAUCGCGGUUACGAUCGCACUCGUCGCAGCCACACUCUCAGCGUGCGAUGCGGCCGUGGCGUUCGAGAAGCUGACAGAUAUGGACUACAGGGGCAACACCUACUACACCAUCCGCAACUUGACCCUGUACGAGUGCCAGGGCUGGUGCAGGGAGGAGCCCGAGUGCCAGGCAGCCUCAUUCAGCUUCGUCACGAACCCACUGACGCCGGUGCAGGAGACGGUGUGCUUGCUGCAGAACGAGACGUCCGCCAACAACCCGUCGGCCCUGCCUAAGCCGGCCGUCAGCACCUACUACAUGAUCAAGCUCAGAAUACGCUCCGACAACGUUUGCAACCGUCCUUGGACGUUCGAGCGUCUGCCCAAGAAGAUGCUGCGCGGCCUGGAUAAUGCUCUCAUGUUCACCUCGACCAAGGAGGCUUGCCUGGCCGCCUGUCUAAACGAGCGCCGGUUCCCGUGCCGCUCGGCCGAGUACAGCUACAUGACCCUCCAGUGCCACCUCUCCGAGCACGACCGGCGCUCCGUCGACGAGACCAUCGAGAUGGUGGACGCCGACCAGGUCGACUACUUCGAGAACCUCUGCCUCACCGGUGACCAGGCGUGCAAGGGUGACCGGGAGUUCCCCACACCCGACAUUGGCGUGCCGAACGAUGUCAUUAAUCGCUACGUAGACACGCACUACUACGUCGACCUGGAGCUGAUGGCCAACAACAUGGAAGCGUGCCGGCGCGCCUGCGAGAUCGAGAACGAGAUCAUGUGCCGGUCGUUCCUGUACCGCGGCCCGCCGACCGGCACCACCUACAACUGCCAGCUGUUCCACCUGGACCACGUGACACUGCCGGAGGGCGCGCUGACUUUCCUCUCCAGCGAGCAGCCCCUGCUUGAUGUGGGGCGCGAGCCGGGCGUCUAUCAUGAGAACGUCUGCAAAAGUGAGUGCGCCGUCGCCGGGCGACACACGCCGCCACAGUGGGACACAGCACCGAAUAGUAACCGAUCUACCGGCAACGACGUCAACUGCGACUCGACCGGCACCUGUUACGAUGUGUCGGUGCAGUGCAAGGACACACGCAUCGUGGUGUUGGUGGGCACCAACCGACCCUUCAACGGUCGCAUCUACGCACUGGGCCGCUCGGAGACGUGCAACGUGGCAGUGGUGAACUCGGAUAAGUUCCGACUGGACCUGAGCCUUUCCGGCCAGGACUGCAACACCCAGUCCAUGGGUACCGUGUACUCCAACACCGUGGUGGUCCAGCACCACUCGGUGGUCAUGACCAAGACGGACAAGAUCUACAAGGUGCGCUGCACGUACGACAUGUCCUCCAGAAACAUCACCUUCGGCAUGAUGCCCAUCAGGGAUCCCGACAUGAUUUCCAUCACCUCUGCCCCGGCUGCGCCGCCACCUAAGAUCUCCAUCUUGGACUCGUCCGGACGGGAGGUGGAGACCGUCCGCAUCGGAGACAAGCUCACAUUCCGCAUCGAGAUCCCCCCCAGCACCCCGUACGGCAUCUUCGCUCGCAACUGUGUGGCCAUGGCCAAGGACGCGAAGAGCACCUUCCAGAUCAUCGACGAUCAGGGGUGCCCGAUCGACCCCAACAUCUUCCCGCGCUUCACGUCCAACAUCAACUCCCUCGAGUCCACCUACGAGGCCUUCCGCUUCACCGAGUCGUACGGUGUCAUCUUCCAGUGCAACGUCAAGUACUGUCUGGGCCAGUGUCAGCCGGCCCAGUGCUCGCACAACGGCAAGCAGUUCGAGUCCUGGGGCCGCAAGAAGCGUGCGCUUACCCCGACCAUGCUGGUGGAGGACCCGCGCGAUCCCGAGUCGAUGACUCUGAGUCAGGAGAUCCUGGUGCUGGACUUCGGCGACGAGCCGGACGCGCGGCCGCAGCAGCAGCAGCGCAGCAGCCUGCCCGAGGUGGAGGUACCGCCAUACGUCACCCACCAGACGGCGUUCGACAGUGCCGGCUCCGAUCACUUCGGUUUUGAGAACGACAGCGUGGAAGUCCUGGAGAAGUGCCCCACCAAGACGUCAGUCCUGGCGCUCUCCGUCACCUGCGCCCUGCUGGUCCUCAUCUACGUGUGCAGCAUGUUCUACCUCUUCAUGAAGCGGUGGAUGACGCGCAACAACAAAGUACUGUAGCCGGACCGGCCAGCCCGGCCGCCCAUGACGGGGGCGGAUCCCUGCGAAACCGGAGAGGUCGGCACUGAAACCAGGGCGCUCCGCACAUCAGUGGCAUUACAACGUGGGAUCUCGGCGCAGCGAGAGGCGAAUGGGCAUCCCAGGACGAGCAGUGACUGGUGCAAGCUACUGUUAAUGCCCUCGGCGCGCCGUGUGCGCUGAGGUUUGCGCUCCGAGGUCGCUCGAUUCGUCGCCUUGACAGUACCUUGCAUCCGACAGUUGUUACAGUUACAGUCAUCUGACAGUUGUUACGUUUCUUUCUCACCGAGUCCGGCUCUUCUAGCGAGGCCUUGCAGUUGGCUGCUGGCUUCAGUUCCGGGACCCGGACGCACUUCCAUUGAGCUAGGCGAUAUUUAUUGAGGGCAUAUGCAAGGCAUUUGUGAGACACUGUUGUCCGUGUGUGAUGUUCUUGUUGAUGGUAUGCGUGAGCGACAUGACAUGACUAAGAACUUAGUUAUCAUUUUGGCCUUUUGUGAUGUCCUUUAUUCAGUGUGCACGGAUGUGAGCUUAAGUGUGGACACGGCCAUACUCUAUUGAACAUGAGCAGCGGGAUAGCAAGGAAAAGAUUGAUAUUUGACGUCAUUCUGAGACAUGAAAUGCCCAGGUUAAGUGGUGAGGUCGUGAAUUACAUUCACCACGACGUUUUAAUGCAAUGUAACGCAUAACUGACCCGACCAAGGCGCUGUUAUUGUAUUGAUUCUUGCAGUUGAGCAGAUUUGAUGUAAGGAUAUCACGAAACAUGGCCAAUAAAUACUAUUUACAAUA